GUCUUCAGCUGCAGUACAGGAAAUAAGAUGACGAAUAUCAACAUGCUCACAUGUGGAAUCCUCAUGAGCUAGUUACAGAAGAACCUACAUAAUUAAUUAUGAAAUAAACCUGAACUACGAGCAACUGGAAGUCAGACUUGGACAUAAGCUAGCUUUUUGACACUAACACAGGCUAACUCAGCUCUUAGUUAGCAUCGGCACGUUGUUUACCUUCAGCAAAGAUCGAUUUAAGGUUUCCCCCCAGCAGAUAGAAAUCAUACACUGAGCAUCUGCUUAAGUGAAACAAAACAGCUCUUGUUAUCUGAGUCCGGACAAUGGAUGACUUGGAAGGAGAGCUAGGACCUCUGAGAGACCCAGAGGAUGAAGAUGACUCUGCAAAAGGAUGGAAGAAGCAAAAGCUCCCGGUGGUUAGUCCUGUGUGUGAAGCAACACCAAAGGAAACUGGGUUCCAUCAGAGUACCAGGAUGUGUCUGAAGCAGAUAAGAGAAGCACUGCUGCACCAUAGAUGGCAAGAGGCAGCUGAAUUUAUGGCGUGUUACCCACAGAUGUUAGAAGACCCGUCACAUGGCUCAGCUCAGCAGUAUAAGGAAACUAUUUGGGGAAUCGGUACGGAGAUCCUUCACCAUCAUCCAAAAUCAAAGCUGGAGGACUACAACAACAUCUAUGAACAAAUGAAGCACUCAAGUGUUCGACAUCAUCUGAUGAUCAGUCUGGAACAUUCAUUCCACCUGCUGCUCAAUGGUCACUUCGACGAUGCGAGGCGUCAGCUGUCUGUUGCUGAAAGUUGGAGAUAUGGAAGAGAGACAACCACCCAGAGUCAGAAGACUAAACUGAUCCAAGUCUACAGGAGCCUCUUGGAUUAUAUGAUCUGGUGCGACAAAAAACGUACACAGCACAACAGUGAUUAUAACAACCCUGAAGACAACAAAGACAUGCACAACUACUUCAGACAGGCUUCUGUGAAUCUGAGGGAAAUUUUGAGACAUCCCGGAGUCUGGGAUCCGCUCGUACUGAGUUUUGUUGAGAUGUUGGAGUUCUACGAGGAUCACGAGGAAGCUUUAAAAGUCCUGAAUGACUACGCUAAAGACAGCAGUUUUCCACCCAACCCCAACGCACAAGUCUAUCUGUACCAGUACUUAAAGCGGCAUGAUUGUUCAAUUGAGGAACAGCGGAAAGUUUUAAAGGUGCUCCAUGUAUUAGUCCCGAGCCAUGAGUUGAUGUUGGAGUACAGCUCUCUCCUGCUUCAGUCAGAGAACACUAGGGACAUCCAGAAAGCUUUAGGAGUUGUUCUUGAAAUGCUGGACUUUGCCUGCUGGAGAAGCAGCCUGGAUGUUUGGAAGCGUUUAAAUGCCAUUAUUCAAAAACUACAGUUACAAGAAGACUGGAGGGGGGUUGUCUCGGAAAAAAUGGCUCUAAGAAAAGACUGGUGGCCUGCGUUACACUUCACGAGCUUCCACGCCAGCACAGACUCUGAGAAGAAUCCAGAACUCAUGACAGUGAAGGCAUCGCUGACAAAGAUCUUGUGCCCUGACCUGAACCUGAAGUACACAGCGAGGACCAGGGGAGAGGACACAUAAUAAAACUCAAACUCAAACUCCACAAAUGCAAACUUCACACAACCAGGAACAACUGAAAAAUUCCAGGAAGAGAAUCACGAUGAAGACAUGAUGAUGCUUUUUUUUUCCUUUUACAUAACAUUUAUUUAUUUUGCAGAUACACCUAUUAAGUCUCACACUGACACAGAUUUGUGACCCUCUUUAUAUUCCUCUUUUUCUUGUGAACUACAUCCAAAGCACACAAUUGGCCACUAUGAGGAGCUCUUGUUCUGUAUGAAGCAUUACACAGAGUAGCUGCAGGUUAUGACCAACACAUUGUGACAGUGUUGCUCUAAAUGUCAACUUUCAUGUCAGUUUUAUAGUCUCUGUAAACAUUCUAAUGAGAGCGGUCUCAUUCUGGCCUCAGAUGACCUUUGACCUGGUAUUGGGGGUCUUGAAGGUCUGAUGUAAGUGUACACAACACACAGCCUGGGGGAGUUUCUCCAUUGUCAUGUCAGAGAAAUAAGAACAGACCCAGCAACAGGACCUAUGUUAUAUUUUCUUUACUAUUGACACGUUUUCUUAACCAGUAAUGUGUUUCACUUGAAUGUGCAGGCUUUCUUUUAUAAAGAACACAAUGCACUUGUGGUCUGUUUUCAUUAUCUACUAUUAUUCUGCUUUAUUUUCACUUUAUUGUCUGACUUGUAACCAAGCCUUGUUUAACAGGUUUGUUAAUUUGGUUACAUCAGUUCCUAUUUUUCUCCAAAAAGGUUUCUAAUGGCAUGACAGGAUUCUGGCCCCCACAUGCUCUUCUUACUGUCCUUUGUACCGAACCAUGAAAUAAAGUCUUGUAUCCAGCAGCAUGCCAAUUUAA
This is a messenger RNA of Notolabrus celidotus (New Zealand spotty), 2409 nucleotides long. It is a transcript of the gene taf1a, whose product is annotated as TATA box binding protein (TBP)-associated factor, RNA polymerase I, A. The transcript has 11 exons. Gene Ontology annotation, cellular component: RNA polymerase I transcription regulator complex. The record is from RefSeq and is a predicted model, not a curated record. The coding region runs from base 315 to 1577 and encodes 420 amino acids. Gene Ontology annotation, biological process: transcription by RNA polymerase I. Lineage: Eukaryota; Metazoa; Chordata; Actinopteri; Labriformes; Labridae.